This is a messenger RNA of Sorex araneus (European shrew), 1928 nucleotides long. RefSeq names its product calponin 2 (gene CNN2). The record is from RefSeq and is a predicted model, not a curated record. Lineage: Eukaryota; Metazoa; Chordata; Mammalia; Eulipotyphla; Soricidae. Gene Ontology annotation, biological process: actomyosin structure organization. The transcript is spliced from 7 exons. The coding region runs from base 73 to 999 and encodes 308 amino acids. Gene Ontology annotation, molecular function: actin binding.
CCUCGCCGGGCGGCCGGGCCCGCGUCCGUCUGUCAGUCUGUCCGUCCGUCCCGUCCCGUCCCGCCGCCGGCCAUGAGCUCCACGCAGUUCAACAAGGGCCCCUCCUAUGGGCUGUCCGCCGAGGUCAAGAACCGGCUCCUGUCCAAGUACGACCCGCAGAAGGAGGCAGAGCUCCGCAGCUGGAUCGAGAGACUCACUGGCCUGUCCAUCGGCGCCGACUUUCAGAAGGGCCUGAAGGAUGGGGUGAUCUUGUGCACAUUGAUGAAUAAAUUACAGCCCGGCUCAGUCCCCAAGAUCAAUCGCUCCAUGCAGAACUGGCAUCAGCUGGAGAACCUUUCCAACUUCAUCAAAGCCAUGGCGAGCUACGGCAUGAACCCGGUGGACCUGUUCGAGGCCAAUGACCUGUUUGAGAGCGGCAACAUGACGCAGGUGCAGGUGUCUCUCCUCGCCCUGGCGGGGAAGGCCAAGACCAAGGGCCUGCAGAGUGACGUGGACAUUGGUGUCAAGUACUCGGAGAAGCAGGAGCGGAACUUUGACGACGCCACCAUGAAGGCGGGCCAGUGCGUCAUCGGGCUCCAGAUGGGCACCAACAAGUGUGCCAGCCAGUCGGGGAUGACAGCGUAUGGCACCAGAAGGCACCUUUAUGACCCAAAGAACCACAUCCUGCCCCCCAUGGACCACUCAACCAUCAGCCUGCAAAUGGGCACCAACAAGUGUGCCAGCCAGGUGGGCAUGACGGCUCCUGGCACCCGGCGUCACAUCUAUGACACCAAGCUGGGCACCGACAAGUGUGACAACUCCUCCAUGUCCCUGCAGAUGGGCUACACGCAGGGCGCCAACCAGAGCGGACAGGUGUUUGGGCUGGGCCGGCAGAUCUACGACCCCAAGUACUGCCCACAAGGUCCCGCGGCCGACGGGGCUGCCCCGGCCGGUGACUGCCCAAGCCCGGGCGACGCCCCUGAGUACCCCUCCUACUACCAAGAGGCAGCAGACUACUGAGGCAUCCGGCUGGGGGGAGGGAGUGUCUCCCCACACCUGACUUCCUCCUCUGGGUUUUUCUGGGGUUCCUCCUUUUUUCUUUUUCUCUUAUUUUCUAUUAUUUUUUAAAUUUUUUGGUUUUGGGGCCACAUCUGACUGUGCUCUGAGUUUACUCCUGGCUCGGUGCUCAGAGAUUGCUCCUGGCGGGGCUCAAGGGGACCAUAUGGGGUGCCGGGGAAUGAACGGGGUCAGCUGUGUACAGGGCAACCAACCCUUCCUGCUGUCCUAUGGCUCCGCUCCCUUCUCUCUCUCUCUCUCUCUCUUUUUUUGUGUGUGUGUGUAUUCGUGCUGCUGCAUGGGGUAUCUGGUGCAGGGAAGCCAUAUCUAGGGAUUCAGGCAUGCUGGGAUGCCAGGCGGGGAAUCCAGACAAGACUAGGCAGCAAAUUUCUCAGCAGGCUCUGGGGUGAGGUGGCUGUGGGGAGGGUGAUGAUAGAUGUGCCCACCCCCAAACGGUUUCCUUUUGCUUCUCCCCAUCUUCCCUUUUCUUAGCCGAACAGUUAGUGGUUUCUGCACCCACAGAGGUUUCAAGCAGUGAAACAAAAGAAAAAAUGUUUUCUGCAGAAGUGGGUGAUGAUAAGGAAGGGGAACAGAUCCCUGAAUUUUUUGGGGGGUUGUGUUUUGAAGAACCCUCAGAUCACGUCCCCUGGUCCCUGAAAGCCUCAUUGGUACAACAGAGUUUCUAGUAGUUGAAGCAAAGCCAGAUCCACCCCCUGCCCCCUGCCCGACUUGUCUUCACACCUGCCUCAACACUGCACAGGAUCUCCCACCAGGACCCCCCCAACGGGGACCAGCCCCCCAACUCCCACCAGGAGUCCUGGGACCAUGAGAUAAUGUGAAAUUACCAACUGUGGACCAAAGGCAAUAAAUAAAACAACCCGUUUUUUGGAAAA